AGCGUCUUCUGUUUUCAGUGAAUUGGAUAUUAAACAGGUGCUACUGUCAUUUCAGAUCAUUUUAUGGAGGAGUACUGAUUCAAUUUUCUCUGCACAGGGUGGAUCUGUGCAAAUUACUUUGUUUCUCAAAAAAUCUUGUUUAUCUUGGGAUGCAGCCAGGCCUCUAAUGUGGGCGGUGUGUGCUGUCUCACAAACCUCAGGCCCCGAAGCCUGAACUUUGCUUUGUCAGAUCAGAUGAGUGCAUGAUACAGGCAGCUAGCCGCUGGGGGACUGCAGGGCAAAUGUAAGAGUGUUGUCCCUGAGCCAGUGGAGACAGACACUUUGGGCAGAUUUCUUUGAAAUAUGGCAGUCUUGAGGCCAUGAAGAGAGAACAGAAGAGGACAGAUUUCAACAGAAAAACCUUAAGCUUCGUUGGAUUCCCACAUCAAAGAAAAGUUCUAAGCUUUCAGAAAGAUUUCUUGCUUGAAGAUAAAGAGCAACUUACUAACCACAGAAGAGGAGUUGAUACUAAGCUCUUAAUUGUACUUCCUAAAGUUGCAGAAUUAAGAAAAAUCUUUGAGCCAAAGAGAAAAGAAUUUUUAGAAAUGAAAAGAAAAGAAAGAAUUGCCAGGCGCUUGGAAGGAAUUGAAAGUGAUGCCCAACCUAUCCUCUUGCAGAGCUGCACAGGGUUAGUCACUCAUCGCCUGCUGGAAGAAGACACUCCCAGAUACAUGCGAGCCACGGACCCAGCCAGCCCCCACAUUGGUGAGCAAGGCCGAUCAAAUGAAGAGGAAGACACUUCCGAUUCUUCUUUAGAGAAGCAGACUCAGUCCAAGCAUUGCACAGAAACUUCAGGCAUCCAUGGUGACUCAUCCUGUGGUUCAGGUACCAUGGACACCCAGGGGCUUGAAUCCAAGGCUGAAAGGAUUGCGAGGUACAAAGCAGAGAGGAGACGGCAGCUGGCAGAAAAAUAUGGGCUCACUCUGGAUUCUGAAGCUGACUCUGAAUCUCCAGCUCGAUAUGCCAAGUCCAGGAAAGAUCCCGAUGCAGACCUAUGUGGCUGA
Molecule: messenger RNA, 1043 nt
Organism: Talpa occidentalis (Iberian mole)
Lineage: Eukaryota; Metazoa; Chordata; Mammalia; Eulipotyphla; Talpidae
Product: supervillin-like
Exons: 7
Coding region: 360-1043 (227 amino acids)
Source: RefSeq, a predicted model, not a curated record